Williopsis jadinii is the source of this 1948-nucleotide messenger RNA. RefSeq lists its product as uncharacterized. NCBI's taxonomy places the organism in Eukaryota, Fungi, Ascomycota, Saccharomycetes, Phaffomycetales, Wickerhamomycetaceae. The annotation marks the transcript as partial. The transcript has a single exon. The record is from RefSeq and is a predicted model, not a curated record.
AUGGUGAGACUGACAAAAAUACUUCACAGUGGGCUAAGACGGAUUUCUCGAUUCGGUUCAUUAUAUGGAUCAAAGACCCGGUCCCUUACUUUGCCUCAACAGAAUGCGUUUUUCAAGUCCAAGUUGGCCUUCCUGAUUGCACUGAUAUUUCUUUGCUCCAAUCUGUUUCUUUCGUCUACAGUACUUACUGCGUCAAAUUAUUCCCAGUAUAUCGAGGGUUCUAAGGUUUUAGAUGGAUUUUUCAAGUUGGAUCUACGACUCUUCCAAACGAGCGGAUUUCUCAACAAGUUCAGAGUGACAUCUAAACCAAAGGUGUUUGUCGGUAAGAACAGAAAGUUUAACCAGUUCAGUUCCAACAUAUCGUCGGUGGCACACUGGAGCAAAUUACUACAGGUUUACGAAAAGGAGGAAAAUCCUGAAAAGUAUCUUGAUGAGCACAAACUCUCUUUCCAUUGGGCUGAUUGGAUCGACACUUCACCAGCAAACGCCUUUAUUGAUGCGUAUGAUUCUUUAUUAGCGGAGUAUGAUAACGAUCCCGGUGAGUUGGCCAAGGUUGUUCAAGAGCGGUGCAUGGCAGAACUAUACGAUGGUUCAGAUCGAAAGGAUGGAAACCUCUACGCAAAGGAGAGAUUGAAGAUUUUCGAACAGCUUGAAGACAUUGGUAUUUGUGGUUCAAUUUUCAUUCACUACUAUAUUCAACCUCCUAAAUUGCUUGUUUUCGAAACCGAUUUCCACUAUUUUUCAUGGCCUCUUGAGCAUGAAAUGGCUGAGAAGCCACGUACUAUAAAGGAAUUUGCCUCAACGUACUACAAUGCUCCUAAGGUUUCAGCUUGGAAGGUUCAUGAAUUUUUCGACAAGACCUCAACAGAGUUGUCCAAGUUCCCAGAAAAGAUGCGUGAAAUUUUCAAAUCAAAGAAUUUAAGUACCAAGAAGAUAUCUCUUCAAAAGCAAAUUGAUCCCCCAAAAGAUCAUUUUGAGAGACCUGAUACCGAAAAAAUCCUCAAGCAGUUAGAAGAGAAGGGAAACCUCAACAAAAAAGAGAAGGAACUUGUGGAGUUUUUGAAGUUCUCUCGGGAUAAUGUGGCCAAUGCUGACAAGUUUUACUGGGAUUACCCAGAUCAAGGGUUCGAUAAAAUGGCUCGUUGGCAUCAUUAUAUUUUCCCAUGGUGUAAACAGUUGGUGGAUUCUAGGGAGCGUAUAAUGUCAAUUCACCAUUUCGUUAGAUCAUGGUUCAAACUUUGUGAAUUUGCGGGUGCUAUUUCUUGGGUUGGGUACGGUAAUCUCAUUGGUUGGUAUCGUCAUUCGCGUAAUUUGCCCUGGGAUACCGAUGUUGAUGUUGUUAUGCCCUUCCAGGAUCUGGUGGUGUUGAGUGAAAAGUUCAACGCAUCAUUAGUCAUUGAAAAUCCAGAACUUGGGGAUAAUAUCUUUUGGUUUGCAACAACGCCGUACUUCUAUCAACAGAAGGAUACCCAAUUCAUCGAUGCUCGUUACAUUGACCUUAAAACAGGAUUCUACAUCGACGUUUCUGCACUUUGGAAUUCAAAUGAAAGGGGACCGCCAGAUCAUUUUAAAGAUGAAGAUCCGAGUACCAUAUACCAUUGCAAGCAUUACAACUGGUUUUCUCAUAGUGAGUUGUUCCCUCUUAGACGUACAUUGUACGAAGGAGGCCAGGCUUAUGUUCCACAUGACUAUGAGAGUAUCAUGAUGCAUAAAUACGGUAAAAAAUCUAUGGAGGCUACAAGAUAUGAGGGUCACAACUGGCAGGAAGACAUUGGAAUCUGGGUCCCAAAUGAGAUCUGUGAGAAGGAUGCGGUUCCUCCUAAGGGGUCCAGAUUCGACAGUGAUGGGAGCUUGACGUUGUUUGGCGCCUGUAACGACUCUAAUAUUUUAGAAGAGUGGGCCAGGUUUAAGGAUUUAUAUGAGAUCCACAAGAAGGAGUUCAAAGGCA